CUUCACCAAAGUCCAAGAGAAAGCUCAGAAAAAAAUUUAGUCAUUCUUCAUAUAAACAUUCUACGAAUUCAACCUCUAUCUCUCUGUCUCUCUUCUGCUUGGUCUUUUUUGUUUGAAUAAUCAGGGAUUUGAUCUUUACAAAAGAGGCAGGUACUCAUGGCUAAUAGUGCAGCAGCAUGUGCUGAGAGGGCAACUAGUGAUAUGCUGAUUGGUCCAGAUUGGGCUGUAACUAUUGAGCUAUGUGACAUUAUAAACAUGGAUCCAGGGCAAGCUAAGGAUGCUUUAAAAGUCCUCAAGAAGCGACUGGGCAGUAAAAAUCCAAAAAUACAGCUACUAGCUCUUUUUGUAUUGGAUUCUCUCAGCAAAAAUUGUGGUGAAAAUGUAUUUAAGCAGAUUGUUGAGCGUGAUAUCUUGCAUGAAAUGGUUAAAAUAGUAAAGAAGAAGCCUGAUUUGAAUGUGAGGGAAAAGAUACUUAUUUUGAUAGACACAUGGCAAGAAGCCUUUGGAGGAUCUAGGGGAAGGUAUCCUCAAUAUUUUGCUGCAUAUAAUGAACUACGGGCUGCUGGAGUUGAAUUUCCUCCUCGAGAAGAGAAUACUGUACCAUUAUUUACUCCACCUCAGACCCAUCCAGUAACUCACCACCCUGCUUCAAUAUAUGAGGAUGCUGCUAUUGAGGCCUCUCUACAGUCUGAUGCUUCCGGCCUCAGCUUGCCAGAGUUAGAAAAUGCUCGUGGAUUAGCCAAUGUAUUAAUGGAAAUGCUUAGUGCAUUGGAUCCUAGGACUCCUGAGGCUCUGAAGCAAGAAGUGAUUGUUGACCUUGUUGAUCAAUGCCGCUCUUACCAAAAGCGGGUCAUGCUUCUUGUGAAUAGUACCACAGAUGAGGAACUUUUAUGUCAGGGGUUGGCCCUAAAUGAUAGCUUGCAGCGUGUUCUUCGCCAGCAUGAUGACAUUCUGAAAGGAAGCACUGCUACCACAGGAGCAGUAGAAACUGCUGUUGUGCCACUUGUUAAUAUUAACCAUGAAGAUGAUGAAUCAGAAGAUGAAUUUGCUCAGCUGGCUCACAGAUCAUCAAGGGACAAUUCUCAAGGGCAGGGCAGGAGAGCACCUAACAAUGAGCCUGGGCGAGUUGGUCCACUUCUUCCUCCUCCACCCUCAUCAAAAAGGCCAGUUGCUACAAAUGCCACUAUGGUUGAUUAUCUUAGCGGCAAUACCUACAAAUCUGAGGAUUCCCCUCAAACAAGAGUACCCACACCUUAUUCCGCUCCUACUCAUACAUACACAAACUCCUCUCCACAGUUGAUUUCAACUUUAGCUCCGUCAUCUCCUCCUUCCCACUCUGCUGACUCUGGAUCCUCACCUGUGUUCAGUAGACAGCCUAUAUAUGACAAACCAGCUUCCUUAAGCAAAUCUGCCGAUGCUGAGCAGCUGCCUCCAGCUCCCUGGGACAGUCCUGCAGGAAACCUUCCACCACCGCCUUCAAGGUUUAAUCAGAGACAGCAAUUCUUUGGGCAACAACACGAUUAUACUGGUGGUUCUUCUCAUUCCAAUAAUGGAUCUGGUUCCUCGCAUGACAGCUUGGUUGGACAAACUCAAAACCUCUCCCUUAAUUCAACUACCCCAACCAAACAAGUAAAACCAGAAGAUGCUCUCUUCAAAGACCUGGUUGAUUUUGCGAAAGCCAAGUCAUCUUCAUCAUCCAAACCCAAUAGGUCAUUUUGAUCAUCUGGGAGUAGUCUGCUUGGUUUUGGGUGUUACAGCUUGUGAACAGUUAUUAGAUCAUCAGUUUUUUUGUAUUAGAUUAAAGAGGUUUCAUGUUAUUAAAUAAACAUGGGUUUGAACAUUGCUUGUGGCCUGUCUAUACCGUUUAUUGGUUUAAUUUUGAGACAAACUGCUCAUGGGAUAUAUUCAUAUAUUUUACAUAUUUUAAUACUGGGUGUAUCAUUUUUUCA
Durio zibethinus is the source of this 1949-nucleotide messenger RNA. Its product is annotated as TOM1-like protein 3. Lineage: Eukaryota; Viridiplantae; Streptophyta; Magnoliopsida; Malvales; Malvaceae. The record is from RefSeq and is a predicted model, not a curated record. Gene Ontology annotation, biological process: protein transport to vacuole involved in ubiquitin-dependent protein catabolic process via the multivesicular body sorting pathway. Gene Ontology annotation, molecular function: ubiquitin binding; phosphatidylinositol binding.